AUGUCCAAGUCCUCCUCACGUCUAAUUGGACCCGAAGCAGCGGGGUCUAAGAGCCCCUGCUUGAGAAAAGAGCCGCAGAGUAAUCGCUCGUGCAUGCUGCGGAUUGGAGAGAGGCUGAUGAGGGCAGGCAGUGAGGGAAACCUGGUCCAGAGACCCAUACCAGUACAGAACCGGAGCCAGGCAUCUUCAGAUGGAUUAGUUCAAGAAUCGAAUGGACAGACACAACCUCAAACCCUGAACGACAAACACACUGAGCAUACCGGAAAGAACUCCAGCCAAGGAAACUCUCCGUCCAGAGUAUCUUCUUGUUUUUCUACUGCUGUGGAAAGCAGCACUGAGCGUCUGCUGCAGGAGAACCCACACACCAACAGCAGCCUGCUCUGUGACCCGGACUUCUCCUCUAGUUCAGCCCCACGCUCUGCCAACACCUUACCUCGGAGCUACAUCACUGCUGCUCGUGCCAGCAGCAGGGACAGUCAACUGCAUGGCCUGAUUAUGCAGCACUCUGACAUGGAGAGGAAAAAGGAGGUGUUCCUAGACCACCUGAGACAGAAGUAUCCUCACCAUGCUGCCAUUAUCAUGGGACACCAGGACCGCAUGAGGGAACAGGCGAGGAGUCCCCAACCCUCUGAAAGCCCCCCCUGUACACGUGUGCAGGGCUUAGCGGAGCAGCAGGACCCUCUGGCUUCAGAGACCAUGUCUGAUGGAGAUGGUGUGCCACCGACAGACCCCUUUACAAGGGGCUGUAAAACCAGAGCAAGUCUACCUGUGGGGUGGUCAAGAGGUCAGACAAGAGAGAGGCCACCAGGUGUGAUGUACCUUCAGUAUGGGGAGGAGACAAAGCAGAUCAGGAUGCCCGCUAAGAUCAGCAGUCAGGAUGCUCUGUGGGCUCUCUUUGUCACCACCUUCCCUCAUCAGCUCACCAUAAAGAUGCUGCAGUCUCCUAACAUGGCCAUCUACAUCAAAGACACCAGCCGCAACGUCUACUACGACCUGGAGGACAUCAGAAACAUCACAUCCCACUCCUGUCUGAAGGUUUAUCAUAAAGACCCUACACAUGUGGUCAACCGCCAUACCAGGCCUGAGGGAAGGGAAAUCUCGAAAGAGGUGUUGUAUGGCAGUCACAGUCCAGUCCACAUCCUGUCGUCAUCCAGCCGCAGCACCCUGCACAACCUGCAGGGCUCCAUGUCCCCACCCAUGGUCCGCUCCAUGCCCUCGUCUCCUUCGAGGAUGGUGUACGGUGGGAGCAUAGGGGGUAAGACAGGGAUGGGGGAUCCAGGCAGCGCCACGUUACCAAGGGAACGCUUGUCAGGGGAGGGGCGAUCCAGCUCACUCUGCUCCAGCACCAGUGCUAUACUGGAGAGGAGAGACGUCAAGCCUGAUGAGGACGUUGGCAGCAGUAAGAGCAUGUCCCUGGUGGUGCGUGGUGAAGGAGGACCACAUUACCCAGACUCCUACUGCUCCUCCCUGCAGGACGGAGGAGGAGGUCGCCUCAGCAUCGCCUCCUCCCAGUGUAGCACUCCUCCCUCUCUCCCUGCAGACAUGGUGGAUGCUGGAGUCACCGGGAUCCCAGGAGGGCUGCAGCAGUACCGGGCCUCUGUUAAACCUCUGAUGGGCUACGGAGAGAGCAUGGAGCACCAGACCCGCUCCCUCCACAGGCUGAAGAGCAGGAAGUAUGGAGACAGCCAGCUUCCUCCACUGGGAACCAAAACCCCGCCCCCUUCCCCUCACAGAGUCAAUGAAGUCAGGAUGAUUGACGGACAGAUCAUUGGGGGAAUGGGUCUGGUGUCUCCAGAGAGGAUGUCGCCGAUUCGCCGGUCCUUGAGGCGGGAAAGUAACGGAGCCCCAGUGGAGAUUGUAAACAGAAGCAGAGGAAGUGGCUCGUCGUCCUCUACCUCAUCUGUUUUUUUGGACACCCCUCUUGGACAACCAGAGAUCCUGUUCCAGGGUCAAAUGACCGCCAGCAAUGCUCAGAGUGAGAGAAUGAAAGCCAUGGAAGAGCAGAUAGCCAGUCUAGCAGGUCUGGUGCACAGUGCUCUGUCUAUGGGAGCAGAUAUUUCAGGAGUGAAGGACACGGUCAGUGAGAAUGCUGAACGCAAACUCCACAACAACAGACCUGGUGUGUCAUCUGAGCCCCACUUCUCUGCUGCUGUGAUUGACAGCAUCAGCCCCGCCCCUCUGGCUCUUCAGGCCCCUCCCUCUGACAGCGUGCUGCAGCAGAGCUUGGUGUUAGCAAAGAGAAAUGUGUGUGACCUGCGACUGCAACUCAACCAACUCAGACACUUACAGCUGUCAAACCAGGAGAGCGUGAGUUCAAUGCUGUGGAUGGCAGGUGAGGAGCUGGUGGUGCUGAUGUAUGAUCGGUUGGCUCACUGUGAGGAGGCAGCGUACAGACAGAGAGCUGAGAUAGAGGAGGAGAGGAUCCACUACCUGGCAACAGAGGAGAGGAUACUCACACAGCUCCAUGAACUGGAGGACUAUGUGGACCUUUUGCAACGUAACUCCACUUCCAGUCCCGAGCAGCUGUCAGUCACUCUAAGAGACGUGGAGGAUGGAGCAGUCAACCUGCGGAGGGUUGGAGAAGCUCUGGCCAUCCUUAAAAGUGAGUUUCCAGAGCUGCGGGUGAAGUUGCGCUCAGCGCUGAGGCUGGAGGUGGAGGCUGUGCGUUUCAUGAAGGAGGAGCCUCAUAAGAUGGACUCCAUGCUGAAGAGGGUCAAAGCCCUGACUGAAGCCCUCAGUGGUCUCCGCAGGUGCGUGUCAGAGUCAACCACCCCAGCCACAUCAGCCCAGGCUGAGGUCAGCCUGGUGGGCUCAGCCUCCCCCAUCAUGGCCAGCAGAAUGAACACAGCAGCCACAGUGAUCCAGCCCUCCCACCACCAGCCCAGCCCCCCACUGACACCCACCCAUGGACGAGACUCGCCCACUGUGGCCAAGGUGAGUCCUCGCAGUAGAGAGGGCAGCCCUGCCCUGCACAAGAGGCCGGGCCCUCUGCAGUCACCAACACAGGAGAGCCACACAGACCAGACCCCCAUGAUACACACACAGAGACAUACUGAGUCCAGCACCAGCAGAGCCAGCAGGCCUCCACCCCCCAACACCAACACAGACUUUGAUCAGGUCCUCGAGGAAGCCCAGGCCAGUCUGAUGGAGUCCAUUCCUGAUCUGAAUGUGUCAGUUUCCACAGAGGGUCGCUCUGAAUCUGCCUCAGGACAGAUAACUUCCAGUGAGCAGGACACAGCUCUGACCCUGCAAGGUCUAUGUGUCUCUGCUGCAGCCUCAGUGGAGCAGCAGGCCCUUCCGUCUGACUCCCAGGAAGACACACCUCCACAGCUGAGUGAUGAGGCUGACUCCACCCAGUUAAAACCCCCACACACAGCUCCAGCAGCAGCCUUGAAGAUUCCUGCAUCUGCUGUGAAGCCUCCGCCCUCGGCUCCUCAAUCAGCUUCUCUCCCAGCUGCUGCUUCAGCUCUUAAACCAGCUCCUCCCUCAACAUCUCCCAGCAUAGAGCGCAGCAGCCGGCCACAGGUGGAGAAACCCCGCCGCACCAGUGUGGACAAGGGGAUGAAGCAGAGUCCAGACAGGGUGGGAAAGUCUCCUCCUCCUCCUCCUCCCCCACGAAGGUUCCAUGCUGUCAGUUCAGGUCUAACCACUGGAAGUUCAGGAGAAGUGAUUUUCACCACCAAGAAAGAGCCGGUUGGAGCCCAGGAUGAGGGUGAGAAAGAGAAAAAGCUGCCUGUGGUUCCUCAGCCCAAACCCCCAAGACAGCCACCGGAGCUCAAACCCAAACCUCAGAUGUGUGCUCCUGCCCCUCUGGCUGGUUCCAGCUCCACCUUUACUACAGCCUCAGCACACAGGGAGGAUGAGGAGGAAGAGGAGGAAGACAACAAAUUCAUGAAAGAGCUGCAGGUGACUACAGAACUGUCAAAUAAUUAUUUAUCAGUUGGAAAUAAGCAAUGGAAAGGAGAGGUCAGGACAUCUCCUACAUCACAGGUGGCCAAUCAGAAACCUUCAGAGUUAGCAACAUCUGACCACCAGUCAGCUCCUCAGAUGGGAAUUACAGAUGGCUGCCCUCAUAAACUCAUAACAGCAGUUGGACUGGAAGAACUAAUUGAAGUUAGUAAAGACAAUGUGCAUUCUAAAAAGAAAGAACAGGAGAAUUUGUUUAAACAAGUGCCUUCCUUAAACUGUGCAACACUAGAGAAGGUGGAGCUAACCCCACCUGUAGCUUUACACAAUAUGCAGGCUGUCCAGAAGAAUGAGGAGGUACCAACACCCACCCAAAAGAAAACAGAGAAGAUGGAAGCACUUACAGCUUUAACUUCAACAAAAGAAAAUGAUCUCACUGUGAAAAUUCCUGAUCAGAUUAACAAGGAGGUUGUUGGACAGGUGUGCUCCCCAACCACAGCAGAAAAGAAGGUCAAGUUUACAACCAUUGUUACUUUACAAAAAGAAAACAUUCAAGCUAAUGACAUCACAAGUCCUGACCACACAAAUGAACAAUUUGUCAAAGAGGUACCAGCUGAGAAGAAGUCAAAUAUGAUAGUAGUAACUUUACAGAAAGAAAACUCCUCAGACGAUUGCUUGAUAGGGUUCCACCAGGAUACAUCCCUGAGUUUAGAUCAGGAGUGUGUAGCUUCUUCUCCUGUCAUAAAACUUUCACCCAGCUUGACUCACAGCCACAGCAGCAAUCAGCAGAACCGGGAGGCAACAGUGCAGGUAUCCCGGGACCAAUCACAAUACACAGAAGAAGGAGGUAGCCUCAGCCCCGAUAUUUGGGACAAUGAGGGACCUCCUCCUCCACCACCUCCAACUGGUAAAAUCAGCCUUAGAAUCUCCAAGACCAGGAGUCCAAGAGUCAGGAAGACGUCCAAAGAGGAAGACUUGGGUGGCUCUGACAUACAGACUGUAGCUGGGGACAGCACCGGCGAACCCACAUAUCUGGUAUAUGAGAACCAAGGUUUCGAGGACAGUGAUGACUCUUAUAAGAAACCUAUUAUUGUUAUCUUGAAUGAGCCUAUGGACAUUCAGUCAGCCUACAAGCGUCUGUCUACCAUCUUUGAAUGUGAGGAAAGUCUUGAUGGUAUUCUCUGUCCAGAAAAUAUUGUGGAUGAAGAAGAGACAAAGCAGGAAAAAGAGAAACAGGACAUGAGAAAGAUUUGCAUCAGUGAAAUAAAUACAGGCUUAGACCUUAAAGACAUCACAGGAAAUAGUCAGAAUUCUCUACAUAUGCAACAUCAAAGGCCUUCAGCAGAUAAUUGCUCAAUUCCUGAACACCAGGACCAGGGUAAACAAGACUUUCUGAGAAAGCCAGAGACCAAAAGGAAGUUCAAAUUUAAGUUCUCCAAAAACAUACUGGCUGCAAUUAGCCAGACCAUUCGAGCAGGGACAACCAAAACAGGAAAGAAGACUCUCGAGGUUGUUGUCUAUGAAGAAGAGGAGGAGAUAGUAUUGGACAGCAGGCCAGUGACCAAGAAGCAGACAAAGCAAUCCAAGAGGUUUGAGACCAUCAGUUCCAAACAAUUCAACAAGUCACAUAGCCGGGCAGAGAAGCUCUGCAAGAGUACGUUUGACUCUAUUGACAGUCUAGAAGAGUCCAUUAAACAGUUGGAAAUCAGUGUGGACAGUAUGUCUGCUCCUUCUUCCCCCUCCAGCAUUGUGUCUUCGCCUCCUCAGUCCCCUGAUUCUUCCUUUGACUCCACUGACAGAGCUCAUCUUAAAGGCAAAGUAAAACGAGAAAGGGAGAGAAGCCCGUCAAAGAGGCCAGCCCCUCAGACCCUGAAGGGCCCAAAUCCAACUCAGAGUAAGAGGGCCAAACCACAGCCUCCACACGACACAAGAAAAACCUCCACCAAGAAACAGACCUCCAGCACCAGCACCAGCUCUUCUGCUGAACGAUCCCACACCAAGUCUCGCAACUUGUCCUCCUCUGGCCCACCAGAGAAGACACCUAAGGGCCAGAAGCAGCCCAGCCAGGCUGACAGCAGAAGCAGAAAAGCAUCCGGGGAUAGUAAGCCUUGUGUCGUUACUUUGCGUGCCUCUAAGAUCCCUGCCUUGAGCUCUGGGAAAUCCCCGUCUGCCUCUCUGUCCACUCCUCACUGCUCAGAUGCAACCGAUAGCUUCCUCUCCUCCUCUUGCUCCUCCUCUGCUUCUUCACCUUCAGCUUUUUCCACCUCCUCCUCCGGGAGACACUCUCUUCUGUCUCCUCCUUCAAAGUGUCCGUCUUCUCCUUCCUCGGCCCAGUCUUCCAAACAACAGGCUUUCUUGUGUCCCCUCUCCUCUUCCACCUUGGUGAAAAACUCCUCCUCCGUUUCUCUGUCAGACUCCACACCUCGCUCCCCCUCUCCAUCCUUGCCUUCAUUUUAUUUCUCCUCUUCUCCUCACAAGUCUUUUAUCCCGUCUCUGAAUUUAAGUCGUCUCCUCCCCUCGUCUAGCCACGUCCUGUCGCCAUCCCACGCUAACGUCAGCCUGUCCCAACGCGGGCCUCGCAGCAGCAAACUCCACCACCACCUCAUCCUCACCUCCACCUCCGGCACCACCUCAAUAUCCACCUCCAGCACCACCUCCCAACACAGCUACUACUCUUCCUCCUCCUACUCUUCAUCCUCGCCCUCCUCCACUUCAUCUUCCUCCUCCCCUCCCUCCCCGUCCUCCUCCGUCCUCCCCACCAUGGUGAGUCCUGGGGCGAGGAGUGUCCCAAUUUCAGCGUCCAACACCAGAAGAAACGCACCUGAAGCCAAGCUGGCCGAGUCCUGA
Messenger RNA from Cottoperca gobio, 6753 nucleotides. Its product is annotated as sickle tail protein homolog. Gene Ontology annotation, cellular component: cytoplasm. NCBI's taxonomy places the organism in Eukaryota, Metazoa, Chordata, Actinopteri, Perciformes, Bovichtidae. The transcript has 26 exons. Bases 1 to 6753 code for a protein of 2250 amino acids. The record is from RefSeq and is a predicted model, not a curated record.